AUGAAGCAAUCGGCGUGCUUUUUACUUUCCUCGGCCGUGACCUGGGUCCUUUGCAAUCCCGUCACGGCCGUGAAGUUCACGCAGGAGGAUCUCGACGAUCUCGGGUCGGAGAACGUCACCGAGUCACUUUCCACGGCUUUGAUUCUUCGCUCCUCCCGCGGCGCGGAGUGGCUGAAUCGGUCCCAGGAUCAGGACCUGGACGCGGUGGUGUCCGCGAAGGUCUUCGACGCAAUAGCGGGUGGGUUCGAAGAUCUUGGCAAGACGCUGGCAAAGGUCGGCUUGAAAGCUGGGGAGGCCGCCGGCAAUGCCGCCAUGGUGGUCGGGGACCAUGUCAUCGAAGCUGCAAAAAGAAAGAUGGAUUCUUUGCCAUUUAAACAGUGGGCGGACGACCUGGGCAGAACCGCCAAGACCAUGGCUAACGGAAUCAAGGACGCCGGCAAAACGCUUGAGCAGGGUGUCGUUGAUCUGGCGGACGAUGCCCUGCAGCAUGCGCAGGGCCUCGCCGAGCAAGGAUUAGAGAUGGCAGAGAAAGUUGGCACAAAAAUUGGCGAAGACCUCGAAGCAGCAGCUCGUGCGGUGGGAGAUUCGGUGCAAGAGCUGGAAAAGCUGGGCCCGCUCGCCAUGGCAAUCGCGAAAGAAACCUGGGAUCAAAUCAAGAAGUUCGUGAACUGCCUGGACAACAACGGCCUGAUGUGUCCGAUCUUGAUUGGCAGCCACUGCGAUUGCCCCUCCGGAAGCUCCGUGAGGUUCGACGGCGGUGAGUUGGUCUUGAAGUGCGUCAUUGGCAAGUCUGCAGAACUUGGCAUGGGUUUCGGCUUCAAGGCGAAGCCAGGAGAGCUUUUCGGCCCAAAGCAGAAGAACGGCAAGCUGCAGCUUCCCGGUCAGAUCUUCGAGGAGAAGAAGGCGGAGGUCAAGCAAGCUUUCAAAAAGACCAAAGGUGGUUUGAAGAACAAGAUGUCGGCAGCUCCCGCCGGAUCUUGCGAGACAAGUCUCGACAUGGCCAUCGAGGGCCAUGUGCAAAAUUCCUUGACUUUUGAAAUGAGCACCAGCGGCCCAAAAUCGACGAUCACCAUCUCAGGCGGGAUCGGUGUCUCCUUGGAUGGGAUGAUCAAGGCUCAGGGCAGCUGCAAGUUCACAGCCGAGAAGCGCUUUCCGAAGAAACCCAAGAAGAAGGUGAUGUGCUACAAAGCUUUCUGCAUCGUCAUCAUGGUGCAGAUGGUCGCCCAGCUCGAGGUCAAUGGUGUCCUAACUGGCACCGUUGAGAUGGGUGCGGAGGUGGGAUUCGACAUCUCAGGCUCCGUCACGCUCGACAAGACCACGGGCAAAGCCACCGCGGAGUUCCAGGCUCCAUCCGUCGACCGCCAGGCGGCGUUUGCCAUUGGGAUGAGUGCCUUUGGCUCGUUACGCCUGGGCGCGGGACCCUUCAUCGUCAUCUUUCCGGUGCCGGGCGCCCCCGUGAACUUCAACCCAAUGCUCAAUUUGGAGCUCAGGGCGCAAGGCGACAUCAAGUAUGGAGAUGGCCUCUUCCUGAUCCAGGAGCCUGAAGCUUCGCCUCCAUCAAACAUCAGCUUGGUGGCAGAGACUGAGAAAUACCAGGACGCGGUGUCGUCCAAGGGCGGCGAAGAGCCGCUGAAGCUCUGCGCUGCUGCAGCGCUGAAUAUCUACAUCGACACCGGCAUCACUACCGGUGGAUUUCGACUUCAGUUUCACCCCCCAGGACAUCAUCAAGGAACUCAUGAGCUCUUUCACGAAAGGCGCACUGAUGGCGCUAGAGGUCUUGAACGCUGGCCUGGGUUGCGUCCCGGGUCUCAAGCAAGUCAGCAGUGUUGCCACGGCGGGCCUGAAGAAAGCAGCCGAAACAGCCGCCGACGCAGUCACCUCCAUAAUCCCGGACCUGAAUCUCGACUUCAGCGGCAAGCCCGUCGCGCUGGCCGUGGAGAAAGUCUUCUGCGUGGAAGCAUACACGACACCUGGCUUUUCUACUUCUCCGUGCGCGCGAGUUACGAGAGUUUCUGGCUCAACUUAGUGCAGUUUUUGUUUGCUGUUCUGUUGUAUAUUCUGCCCAAGAAAGAAGCAGUGCCGAGCGUGAAGCAGUUUAUCGACAAGAGGCAGUUGAUCCAUGAGCUCGGACUGGGCGAAAACUUCAUCGAGUUAGGCAACUUCCGCCUGGGAGCCAUAGACGACACCCACUUCUCGAUUUCCCAUUGCGACAGGGCCUCAGUUUCUGUUGAGAGGGAGAGAUUUCCGGGAAGAAGCUCAAGCGUGACAGUCGAACCUGACUGGGUGGCAUGUCAGAGGAGAUGCAGAAGUGUCUCGGGCUGCGCGCAUUUCACUUUCUGGCCGAGUGGUAACUGCCGCUUGCAGAGCAGCGACCUGGCCUUUCAUUUACGUGAGGCGCUCAGCCAUCCUGAUGACGGCUGGAAGGGCAUCACAGGCCCGCCCAGUCAUUCGCAGGCUAAGUGCGAGACAAUUCAGAUCUGGCGCGCCGACGGCACGACCCACUAUGGCCCGAGAGCCGAUUUUCAGGCCUGGCGCGACGUACACGGCAACCUGCGGCCGCUGACGGCCAGCGGUCAUUCUGUCGGGAUCCACUUCGGCUUCGAGUUCAUCCAGAUUGGAAAAUUCCGGCUUGGUGCUGCCGACGAUACUCACUUCUCCGUCUCGCACAGCAAUGGCAACACCAACGAGAUCUUCAGAGAUGAUGGCCUCGUAUGUUGUGGCGGAGCCAAGGAUUUCGGAACCUGGGAUCGUCCUGUUGGAGCGCCUAUGGGCAUCAGCUAUGGCGACAGAUUCCUCCAGCUGGGUGACUUUCGGCUUGCAGACGAAGACGGCGUUCGCUUCGUCCUCUCCAGCGUCAAGACGAAGAAGAUUAUCCAAGUCUUUGACAGCAGGGACGGAAAGACGCAUCCGAACACCGGAGUUUACACCGCGUUCUCCAAUGUCAAUCGUGCACCAGCACACUACACUGUCAAGGACAUCGGAGUAACCGCAUUUGGACCUUGUGAUCCCGAAUUUGCGGCUUUUGGAGAUCGGUUCAUCCAGUUAGGCAACUGGCGCAUGGGGAUCUUCGACGACAAGCAUUUUACGAUCGCUCACAAGGACGGGAAGACUCCCGAGAUCUUGAGGUCGGACGGCGCGGUAUUUUCAAACUUCCCCCCCUCCGCCUUUCACACCUGGAACAGGCCUCUCGGGUAUCCCUCGGGCAUCGCCUUCGGACAUCAGUUCAUACAGAUGGGAAACUGGCGCGUGGCGGCGAUCGACGACACACAUCUCAGCAUCUCGCAUAAAGAUGGCCAGACGCCGAAGACCUACUCGUCUACGGGGCACAUCACGAAUGGCCCCUCGACAGCGCACAAUGCGUGGUCAAGGCCCAUCGGACCUGCCUCAGGCGUCACCUUCGGCGAUCGAUUCAUACAGAUCGGCAAAUUCCGAAUCGGUGACGCUGAUGGAAUUCAUCUCGCCACUACCUACCUCUCCGGCGUCCCUGGUGGAACCUCGCUCUUCCUGCAUGCACAUUGGGGUUGGUGUGGCACCAUCAACAAGCAUGUGUACGGACCUACAGUCAACGCGCGCCAUGCGCACUGGCACUGCGGCAGCUUGCAGGCUAACAUGGGCUCCUGCCCGGGCAUUGUCACAGGCCAGCCCUUGCCAGAUACAGAUAUAAUGUGUGUAUACAUACAUAUAUAUAUAUAUAUGUAA
Molecule: messenger RNA, 3699 nt
Organism: Symbiodinium sp. CCMP2456
Lineage: Eukaryota; Dinophyceae; Suessiales; Symbiodiniaceae
Source: the annotation of a GenBank genome assembly